Molecule: messenger RNA, 669 nt
Organism: Photinus pyralis (common eastern firefly)
Lineage: Eukaryota; Metazoa; Arthropoda; Insecta; Coleoptera; Lampyridae
Exons: 1
Source: RefSeq, a predicted model, not a curated record
GGGGGACCGCUGGGUCACCAUGGAGGCGGUAUUAAUGGUGGAAUUCACGGUGGAAUCGGUCAAAAUGGGAUCGGAGGCCCACAGCAAGACCAAAAACACGUAUACUUCUUCGCAGCACCAGACGAAGAGGAGGUUUCGCGUUUACGCAUUAAUAUCGCACCGAACUCCCAAAGGAAUACAAAGAUUAUUUUUGUCAAAGCUCCGAGUUAUGGAAACGUGGUGCCUGAAGUGAUAGCGCCGCCGUCGCUGGCAGAAGACAAAACGUUGGUGUACGUUCUAACCAGGAAACCUGAUCAAGCAGGACAGAUUACCAUUCCGGCGGGAACGGGUGUGAAACAGGCGAAGCCCGAAGUGUACUUCAUCAAAUACAAAUCCCCGCAAGAUGCACAGGCGGCCAUCAGCGGCGGACUUAACGGACAAAGUGUUGGAUCAAACGUGCCCGAAAUCGGCAACGAAUCGAGCUUUGUGAGAACACUAGAAUCGGCGGUGCGUACGCAAGGGGUUGGAGGCCUCGACGGGAACUUCGGCGGAAACUUUGGAAAUAUCGGCGGAAAUUUCGGGGGAACGAUAAACGGUGGCGGCCACUAUGGACCUCCGGGAGUGAGUGGGCCGUAUUGAACAGGCAAAAGUACAAAUUUGUAAUUUAAUGUAAUGGUACCUAGGUAUAUA